AUGGUGGUUACUACACAGGAUAAGAAACCGCCGAUGUCAUUUUAUGUUAUUGGUACAGAGACUAGAUGUGUUAUCCGAGCUGUCCUACCCACGGAUAAAACAGUGGAUGACCACUUUCAAAAAGUGAAGUUCCUUCAUCUUCUUUCUCGCUUAGUGGAUGGUAGUGAUCCUAAUAUCAAAUACAUUGGUAGAAAUGAAGGAACACCGCUGGAAACUGCCAUCACUGUUUUGGAAGAGCUCUUGUCAUGUUUUGAAAAUCUUGACGAAGAGGGUGAAAGAUACAAAGCACUGAUUAAAAAACAGGCUGUUUUAGUCUGUUGUGAAAAGACUGAUUUGGACAAUGCAGAAGAUGUUUACCAUAGGGUCUUUGAUCAAGCAGGAGCAUUGGAAUCUGUGCAGCACAAGCAAAUGAAAGAAGAAAUAUUGAAAAUAUUGAAAUAUAAAUCAAAGAGGGAAAGGCGAAAAUACAUAAGAGACAAUAGUUUUGAAAAGUUUCACCAAGAGAGUGUUAAGUUCCUAGAAAAAAUACACAGAACAUUCAAAAAGCCAUAUCUUUUACAGGUUAUUGAAGAUAGCAUAAAAAAAGGAAGUGAAGGUAACAGUCACUGUAUUAUCAUAGAACCUGCAAGGACUGAAACUGAGGUCUCUGAAGAUGAUGACGAGACAGAUAUGGAAAUAGAUAUCAAUGAAGCAGAACAUGAUGUAGUAGAUGAAAUAUCAGUUAUUUCAGCUGAUGAAUUAAAAAAAACAUUGAUGAUGUUUACAGAUGAUGUCUCUGAAUGGAAAAAAAUACGAAACCAUGAGCAUGACACUAUGGCUGCCAUUAAGGAAGCUAUGAUAAGACGGGAGAAAAAGUCCCCAAACAAGUCCCCAAACAAGUCUCCAAACAAGUCCCCAAACAAGUCAAAAAAGAUGCACAGUCCAGCAAAUAAAGUUGUUGAAAAUAUGGAAGUUACUGAUGACAUCACAGAAACAGCUAAAUCUCCAAGCAAGAUGUGUAACAGUAGAGGGGAAGAUGGGGCUGGUAGUAGCAGCAGUCCAAGGCCUAAUAGUCCUCACAGCUUUAUCAGAAAACAUCGGUAUGCAUCGUCUCGAAACCGUCAGCUUUACUCACAGCCUUGUGGCGAGCCAGUUACAUGGACAGAUUCAGACUCUGACGUCUCAACUCCACCUCGGCGUAUACCAAAUAUAAACGAUGUUAUACCAGUUUCAAGAAACAGAAAAGACUUGCUCACUUUCAUGAAUGAUGAUAUAUUAACAAAAAAGAAAAUACCGUGGACAAGGGAAGAAGUAACUAAUUUGAAAAAGGGAGUGAAGCUCUAUGGAGCUGGUAACUGGGCCACUAUCUUAAAUGGUUUCGAGUUUAAUACACAUCGGACAGGUGUCAGUUUGAAAGAUAAAUGGAGAAAUCUGACAAAGAUUGGUGAUGUGAAUAACGACUAGUGUUUAAUUUCAACAGCACAAGAGACGGCCAUCAUUUCAAGUCAAAUUGGA
Messenger RNA from Saccoglossus kowalevskii, 1494 nucleotides. RefSeq names its product telomeric repeat-binding factor 2-like. Gene Ontology annotation, biological process: protection from non-homologous end joining at telomere. The record is from RefSeq and is a predicted model, not a curated record. NCBI's taxonomy places the organism in Eukaryota, Metazoa, Hemichordata, Enteropneusta, Harrimaniidae. Gene Ontology annotation, cellular component: chromosome, telomeric region; nucleus. Gene Ontology annotation, molecular function: telomeric repeat DNA binding.